Molecule: messenger RNA, 1027 nt
Organism: Mauremys reevesii (Reeves's turtle)
Lineage: Eukaryota; Metazoa; Chordata; Testudines; Geoemydidae
Gene: NKX6-1
Product: NK6 homeobox 1
Exons: 3
Coding region: 1-990 (329 amino acids)
Biological process (GO): cell differentiation; regulation of transcription by RNA polymerase II
Cellular component (GO): nucleus
Molecular function (GO): RNA polymerase II cis-regulatory region sequence-specific DNA binding; DNA-binding transcription factor activity, RNA polymerase II-specific
Source: RefSeq, a predicted model, not a curated record
AUGCUGGCGGUGGGGCAGAUGGACGGCAGCCCCCGGCAAAGCGCCUUCCUGCUCGGCAGCCCGCCCCUGGCCGCCCUGCACAGCAUGGCCGAGAUGAAGACCCCGCUGUACCCGGCGUACCCGCUGCCCGCCGGGCCGGCCUCCUCCUCCUCCUCCGCCUCGUCCUCCGCCUCCCCGUCCCCGCCGCUGGGCUCCCCCAACCCGGCCGGCCUCAAGCCGCCGGCCCUGGCCAGCCCCCCGCAGCAGCUCUCGGCCGCCACCCCGCACGGCAUCAACGACAUCCUGAGCCGGCCCUCCAUGCCCCUGGCCGGAGCCGCCCUGGCCUCCUCGUCGCCCUCCGGCUCCUCCUCGUCCCCCGCCGGCCUCCUGGCCGGCCUGCCCCGCUUCAGCAGCCUCAGCCCCCCGCCGCCGCCCCCCGGGCUCUACUUCAGCCCCAGCGCCGCCGCCGUGGCCGUGGGCCGCUACCCCAAGCCCCUGGCCGAGCUGCCCGGCAGGACCCCGAUCUUCUGGCCGGGGGUGAUGCAGAGCCCCCCCGGGAGAGACGCGCGCCUCGCCUGCACCCCCCAUCAAGGUUCAAUUUUGCUGGAUAAAGACGGAAAGAGAAAACAUACAAGACCCACUUUUUCUGGCCAGCAGAUUUUCGCCCUGGAAAAGACUUUUGAGCAGACCAAAUAUUUAGCAGGACCAGAGAGAGCCAGGCUAGCCUAUUCACUGGGGAUGACAGAGAGUCAAGUCAAGGUUUGGUUCCAGAACCGGCGCACCAAGUGGCGGAAGAAGCAUGCGGCCGAGAUGGCCACGGCUAAGAAGAAGCAGGACUCGGAGACCGAGAGGCUGAAGGGGGCCUCGGAGAACGAGGAGGAGGACGAUGACUACAACAAGCCUCUGGACCCCAACUCCGACGACGAGAAGAUCACCCAGCUGCUGAAGAAACACAAGUCGAGCAGCAGCAGCUUGCUCCUGCACACGUCUGAGAACGAGAGCUCCUCUUAAAGGGGGUUCCAGAGGAGGGGCCGGGGCCCAGGCCGAC